AGAGGCAGAGUGAACGAAACACACACACACAUACACACAUGCACGGAGUUAUCCUCCAAACCUCUCUGCUUGCGCGUCGUGAACAUUUUGGCACCUCUGGAAAAAAGGCAAAUCCCCCCCUAAAACUGGUGGAGGUGAGGAUGCUGAUGGAGGAGACGGACGCGGCGUGGGUCUGUGUGGAGCCAGGCGUCUGCUGCAGCUGCGUUUGAGGCUAGUAUGCCGGCUUUUUUCCCCCUUCUUCAUUCAAUUCCGAGCGCCGUGGAAUGACGGGAGAGCUCCACAGCAGCUCACGCCGGUCCACGAACUCUGCCUCAAACACUGAGGCUUCAACAAAGCCGCAGAAUCGGCUUCCCUUCCUCGCACCAAUUUUAUGCUGCGUGAAGCUGCUGCGCGUAGAUCCAUCGUGGUUUGGAUGUGUGAAGUCCCUGCAUGCUCUACGGACACUGCGAUGUGAAUUUCCACAAAGCUGGGAGUUCUUUUUUUUUUUAAUUUUCCAAUAAAACUAAUCAUGAUAGAUGAUGCGUUAUUUCGACGGAAGUUGCGAGGAUGCCUGUGGCUGUGACUGUGUCCUCCCUGCUGCGGCACACUCCAGAGCUCCUCAGCUCAAGACAGACUCAACUAACCUCAGCUGAAGAGAGAACAGCAAGCUGGCAGGUGCUGGAUCAUCCAACAUAAGCCACAUAGGAGCCCGUGCGUGUAUCUGUGGGGAGGGUGGAGGCCAGACGCUCCCCAGAGAAGCCGAAUCUCUUGCACUGGAGCUUUGGGGCUUCCCGAGAACUGCUACAUCCCCACAUCCAUCUGAGGACUGCUGCGAGCUUUUCAAGCCUCCUGAUGGUUCUUGGAGGGCCGCCCCGAUGCAUGUUGUGAGUGUGAGAACUCUCAGAGCCUUUUUGCCAGUUUUGCAUCACCAGACAGUCGACAUCGACUCUGUUAUGUUAGAAGCCGGACUCCUGUCUGCUCCCUCUAACUUGCAGCCAAAAUCUCUCGCCUCCUCAAUUUGAGCCUUUUGCAUGAGCAUCUCUGUGCUGCAUCAGCAGCACGACAGGAAUCGCUGUCCAUCAGCACAGCCCUUCGCAGGGAUCCAGCCCCGAAGCUCCAAACCCAGCAGAGACCAGGGUCAAGAUGCAGGUGUCCUUCGCAUGCACUGAGCACAACCUGAAGAGUCGCAGCGAGGACCGGCUCUGUGGCCUUCGCACUGCUCCACCUCCUGGAGGAAGCAGUGGAGGAGGUGGAGGAGGAGGUGGUGGUGGAGGAGGAGGGGGAGGAGGAGGCAGUGGGGGAGGUGGUGGUGGUGGAGGAGGCAGUGGCGGACAAGGGAACAAUGGCAACUACAUCUCCCAAGGCUCGGUCAAGACCAGGGAGGGCCCUGGGUCCCGCCAGGCGACACAUGGCCACGCACACAUGAAGGAGGCCAUCGGGCGCUACACCAGUAUGAAGUACAGGAACCUGGGAAAGUCAGGCCUUCGAGUGUCAUGCCUUGGCUUAGGUACUUGGGUUACUUUUGGAUCACAGAUCUCUGAUGAGAUGGCUGAAAACCUAAUGACUAUAGCUUAUGAGAGUGGAGUGAACCUGUUUGACACAGCGGAGGUGUACGCUUCUGGGAGAGCGGAAAUCACUCUGGGGAACAUAAUCAAGAAGAAAGGAUGGAGGCGCUCAAGUUUUGUGAUCACAACAAAAAUUUACUGGGGCGGCCAAGCAGAAACAGAAAGGGGGCUCUCCAGAAAACACAUCAUAGAAGGUUUACGAGGAUCCUUAUCAAGACUCCAGCUGGAUUAUGUGGACAUAGUCUUUGCAAACAGAAAUGAUGUCAACAGCCCAAUGGAAGAAAUUGUCCGGGCCAUGACGUUUGUAAUAAACCAAGGUAUGGCUAUGUACUGGGGAACGUCACGCUGGAGUGCCAUGGAGAUCAUGGAGGCAUACUCUGUUGCACGCCAGUUUAACUUGAUACCACCUGUGUGUGAACAGGCAGAAUAUCACUAUUUCCAGAGGGAUAAAGUUGAGGUGCAGCUUCCUGAACUCUACCACAAGAUCGGUGUGGGAGCAAUGACCUGGUCUCCGCUUGCUUGUGGAUUAAUCACUGGGAAGUAUAGCGAUGGUGUCCCUGAGAGCUCCAGAGCAGCAAUGAAGGGCUACCAGUGGCUGAAGGAGAGAGUGAGCAGUGAGGAGGGGCGCAGGCAGCUCGCUAAAAUUAAAGAGCUCCAUCUGCUGGCAGACCGACUGGGCUGCACUGCAGCACAGUUAGCCAUAGCCUGGUGUCUGCGCAGUGAAGGAGUCAGCUCAGUGCUUCUGGGUGUUUCUAAUACAGACCAGCUCAUCGAGAACUUAGGUGCCCUCCAGAUUCUAUCACAAAUGACUCCUCAAACCAUUACUGAGAUUGAUGCCCUGCUGGGAAACAAGCCACACUCCAAGAAAGAGUCGCGCGCCUGAAGAUGCAAAUGGAAAUGACAGAUGAUGCUCCAACAGCAAAUAAAAGAAAUGACUGGCAAAUGUCACUUUUUUUCCUCUGCUGUAUACUCAAAAUUGCAUGUUCCCAGCAACAUCAUGCUUCCAGUAUGUGCGCAUACUCAUUUUGCGCGGUACAUUGCAUCACAUAUGAAGAAGAAAAAAAAGACUGUGAAAAAUGCACGUCAUAAAUUGCUAAAUAACAAAUAUUUCUGCACAGUCGGAUGAGAGUCAUGGGUGUCUGACAAACACAAACCGGGGUGAGUCUCAGCAAAUUCAGCCGCUAUCUCUGCAGACUGGCUGUUUCAAGGUUUCCAAGUGAAAAAGAAGCCCCACUCCUGUGCUCAAGAGCAACUUUAAUGCGUGAAUGGUGCUUUCACUGAACAUGAGUCUCCUCGCUUUGCAGCUGCCUGUGAUUCUGUAUGAUGUUUAGUACCCAGCAGCCAGGGAACCAAAGGCUAGCACUAAUGUGUUCAGCCGAACAUUUCUCCUCAUGUGCAUGUGACUGGUCUGCCACGCUAACUGCUUUACAGGGUUGGGAACUAUGUCUUACGUUCAGAGUUGAAAAAAAAAGCACCAACCAGUCUGGUUUACUGUUAAAAAAAUCCAAGAUUUCUUUUUUAAAUGAAUUAAUAAGCAAAUAAAAUAACAUGAACCAGCUGUGUUAAUGAUUAAAGCACAAAUGAAAUGAUAAUAAAAAAAAAUCAAUCAAGUAUAAUUUAGAAAUCCACAGUGGGUGAGAUUUUGAAAGUGGCCUUCCCAACCCUGCUGCUUUCCCAGCAGUCUUUCGCCUCCCCUGUUUGUAAACUGUGCGCAUGUCCCUUUAAGAGAGAAAAAGCCCUGACAGGCUGUAAAUGUGGCAUGGCUUUGAUAGCUUAUGUAAAUUAACAGUACCCAUAUAAGCCACCUCUUAUUUAUGUUUUUUUGUAAUAAAUGGCCUGGCAGUUGGGUUCCCGUGGUAGUGUUGACUUCCAGCAGUCCGUCUGACGUCUAUAGUGAAUGGGAAGGUGUUGGCUGCAAAGACUGCCACCGAAGCAGAGGUUAGGGGUACGGCUCACUGUGGUGAAACUUUUGUUUUUUCUAGGAAAUUUAUGCUAAAUGUGUUUAUUUAAUAUCUUAAAAGGUCAUUCAAGGUAGCAUCUAGCAAUUGAUAAAUCGCCUUUCUUUAAAAUCCCACAAUAAAGACAAAAAAAUCUGUUUAUCUAUUCAUUUCUCCAGUAGAGUUAUCUGUCGUUUAUUCAUUUAAUGGUUACACACUUGCACACUGAAUUUUAUACUGUGCACAUCAUUUUAUCAACCGUUUUGCAUCUACUUCAUCAUUAGGUCAUACAAAACAAAAUAUAUUGUUCCCUCUGUGUGAUUUCCCAUCAAAACAGCACAUUUUUUAAAAACUACAGCUGUUUUUAAAAGACACUGUCGAAGCUGUCAUUGGGUCACAUUGUAUUGUAAAUAAGCUUUCCUGUUUGGCAGUGAAAUAAAAUGAUAAAUAUGACAUUUA
Molecule: messenger RNA, 3940 nt
Organism: Oryzias latipes (Japanese medaka)
Lineage: Eukaryota; Metazoa; Chordata; Actinopteri; Beloniformes; Adrianichthyidae
Product: voltage-gated potassium channel subunit beta-2
Biological process (GO): potassium ion transport; transmembrane transport; regulation of potassium ion transmembrane transport
Cellular component (GO): cytoplasm; voltage-gated potassium channel complex; membrane
Molecular function (GO): potassium channel regulator activity; transmembrane transporter binding; voltage-gated potassium channel activity
Source: RefSeq, a predicted model, not a curated record